Phaeodactylum tricornutum CCAP 1055/1 is the source of this 2681-nucleotide messenger RNA. RefSeq lists its product with no specific name. Bases 240 to 2681 code for a protein of 813 amino acids. Lineage: Eukaryota; Bacillariophyta; Bacillariophyceae; Surirellales; Neidiaceae. The transcript is spliced from 2 exons. The record is from RefSeq and is a predicted model, not a curated record.
AUCAACGAGAAGCGCAGAGACGAUCCGUUUGUCGCAGAGGAUCGGUAUCGAAUCGAACCUAGACGGGUAGUUAUUGUGCACAAAACGUACGCCCACCUCACCCGUUGCUCGACUAUCACAAGCUUACAGUUAGUUCCUUCAUCCGUUUAUCGUCCACCAAUAGAUACGAUUCGCAAUCGUAACAAAACACUCUGCAAAAAUCCCAUUGGUAGCACAGCUGUGAUUUGGAAACCUAAAGAAUGAAGAUUUCGCAAUCCGCACUCAGUGUGUUGCUGUUGUGCACUUCGGCGGCGGCCUUCGUGCCGUCACGUCCGACGCUAUCCCGCAUUUCCACGACGUCUACGAUCGCCAACGCGGCGACGAAGCAGGACGCCGAUAUUGCGGUACCGUACGACGCUGCAGCGCGUUUGGCCUACGACGAAUGGCGCAACAAAUACAGUAAGGGAGAUUUCGACGCUACACGAUACGAAUUUUUCAAAAACAACUACGAAACCAUUACUAUUGCCAACGUUGUAGCCAAAAAGGAAGCCCGGGAGCAGAAGAAGGACGCCGUCCCACUCAUGACACUCAACGAGUUUGGGGACUUUUCCGAAGAGGAAUUUAAAGCUCGCCAAAGUGGAGACAAACCAGCCGCCUCCGAUACGAAGACUAUAUCGACGGGUGACGUGCUCGGCAAGGCCGUAGCUGCAGCGGAAAAGCAAUCGGAAGCCAGUGGAGCGCUGAAGGAAGCAGCCGACGCGUUGGCGGAAGACGAAGAGGCUCUGGCACAGAAGCUUGGACUGCAGUCGGUGGAGGAGUUGGAAGUGGCGAUCGAUAGUCUCGAAGGCAUUGCUGCCGACGGUGGGGAGCUGGAUAAGGAAAAUCUGUCUCGCGAGGCCCGUGUACGAGCCGCCUACUUGAACUGGUGUAAGGAAUACAAAAAGGAACCAGACGAGGAUCGCUUUCUCGCCUUUUCCGACAAUUUUCUCGUCAUGGAAAAAUUUGCACAAGACACGGGUAAGGAAAUGGCACUUAACGAGUACGCGGACUUGACUGAAACAGAGUACAAGGAAAAAUUUGCCACGAAGAGCAAACCUAAAAAGGAGACCACGCCCGCCGUUAGUAAGAACGCUACUCCUUCCAGCAAAGUCAAAGUAGCGGAGGUUGUGAAAAAUCUGUUCACCCCUGCCGUAGAGACUCCGGCAGAGAAGGUGGAACGGGAAACACGCGCCAAGGCGAUUGCCGAGCAGCGCAAAGCCCAGGAAGCUGCUGAUGCGACUCGUCGUCAGGACAUUGAGAAGGAGCGUGCCGAGCGCCAAAAGCAGCAAGACCAGGAACUUGCAAAAGCGAAGACAACGACGGAGCAAGCUGUCAUUGCAGCGGCGAAGGAAGAAGCGGAACGGGAAGCUCAGAAGAACGCGGCACGUCGAAAGAUUGAACAGCAAGCGGCGGAGCAAGCUCGACAAAAGGCACGGGAAUGGGACGAAAAACAAAAGAAGAUGUCCGUCUCCUCCACGCAGUCGCUGAAGAAGACCGAGCCCAAGCCUGCACCCACUUUGGAUUUGAGCUCUUUCUUUCCCACUCCGGCGCCGCAAAAGGAGGCAGCCCCUGAUCCAGCAAAGGCCAAAGUAGAAGCCCCGAAGAAAAAGGCGCCCUCUACUCCCAGUUUUGGAAGCUUCUUCUCACCUCCAUCCCCGAAAACGGUCCCCGCACCCAAAGCGGCUCCCGCUCCAGUGCCUACGCCUGUGAAAACUAAAAAACCUACCGUGAAAUCUUCACCAACAUUCAACUUAGGUUCUUUCUUUGCGCCGUCCCCGGCGCCGAAACAGAAGGAAGCUCCUCAGCCCGCCCCGAUUGUGGAAUCGGAAGAAGUUGAUGUUGCCGACCCUGUUACGGAGGCUUUCAACUCUUUUUUUGGAUCGGGAAAAAAGAAGACAGAGCCAAAGCCCUCUCCGGCUCCAGCCCCCGUCAAGAAAGCUCCUGUCAAGUCGAACCCAACUUUUUCAUUUUUUUCUCCUCCCACACCAGCUCCCGCACCGAAGCCAGCCCCAGCACCUGUACCGAGUAAAGCAAAUCCAACAUUUUCUUUCUUUUCCCCUCCUAAGCCGGCUCCCACCAAGAAAGAGGAGCCCAAGGUACCCAACCGACCCGGUACACUGAGCUUAUUCGAUUUUUCUCCCAAGCCUGGCCCCGAGAAGGAGGAUAAACCUAAGAUGUCCAAUCGACCGGGUACUCUGAGUUUGUUUGGAUCUGGCACUCCCAAUAAGGACCCUAAGCCGGAGAAAAGGGUACAACCAAAGGUCCCCAACCGCAAAGGGACCAUCAGUUUGUUUGGCGGUAACGCCAAAACGCCGACCCCCGCUCCGCAAAAAAAGAAGGAACCGGUUAAGAGACCAACUCUUUCGCUAUUCGGUUCCCCCAAGAAGAAAGAACCGGAAAUCGCUCCGGAGCCGGUCAAACAAAAACAGGCCUUUUCCUUUUUCGGUGGAGGCGGUGGUUCCAAAUCUGCAGCAGCACCCAAGGAUAAGAUUCCUGUGUUGAGUCGUUGGAAGCAAAAUCCCAACGGUUCCAUUACUGGUAUCAUCAGCAAUUCUCCCAAUUUCCGCAGCGGGACGGAGAUUACUACAUCCCCCGUCAAACGGGGAGCCAAGGCAGGGAGCGUAAUCAAGACGGGGUCCGGUUCGCAGUAUCGACUUUCGUAA